AUGAAGUGGGAAUAUAAGGAAGAGCAUCCCUUCGAAAAACGACGAGCUGAAGGCGAGAAAAUUCGCAAGAAGUACCCCGAUAGAGUUCCGGUGAGUCGGCUCAGCAAGCUUGGAAUUUUGUGGUAACUUCCUGUCAUCAAGUUUAUCGAAUUUGUUUUAAGCAACAAGGAUGUUCCUAAAGUUUCCGACUCUGAGAUCUUUAAAUGCUUAGCUAGGAAGAAAUUAUUUCCAUUUUAUGACUGAUCGAUUGGUAGGAAAACAGGCGCUAAGCCUCUAAUAUUUUGCAAAUUGUAUGGCGUCAGAUUUUAUUUUGCAACGUCACCAAGGGGUGCAACUUAUUUCCAGAUCUAAGUAAAUUCUAUAUCGUUGAGCUAAAACAUACAUUACUGACUCUUGUCCUUUUUGUUUGAUAAUUACAGUUAAAGAAUAAAUACCUGUCUGUGGUAUGCCCCGAAAAAUUGCCUACUAAGCUUAAAAAACAAUCUUGCAGCUAGUCGCUUUGCUGUACAGCCUCCCAGAAAAGAUUAAGCUUAUGUUGAAGCUAAAAAGUGCAAUAGUAUUUCACUUUCGUGUAAUUCAAACCAACCAAUACACAGCAUUACCGAACUAAAAUUAUUUAAAUUUAAUAAUUUUUAACUUGAACACUAUGAGGAGUUAACCCAUUCGUGUUGACGCCCAAACUAUGAGCAUUAAUAAAAUAAUCAUUGAGAGAUAUGCCAGACUGACCAGGCGGCAUUUGAUCAAAAUAUGAAUACUUAACAAUUAUUUGAUGAGGCUGAGUGUCAUCUUAAGAAUUUUGAAGAUCGAGGGGGUUGUUAAUCAGCCUUAGCAGAUAACACCCUCCAAGAUCUCCAUAAUUCUUCAGAUGAUACGAAAGGUGAAUUCAUAAUUGUUUUAUCAUUCAUUCAAAAUCAUUCCUAGUUUAAAAACAGAUGAAAGCAUGCUUAACUCCAUUAAUGUUAACUUCAUCUUCAGUUACCAGUUUAUCAGGAGUUUAGUGGUUUUCAGAACUGCAAAUAUCCUCCAAAUAGCAGACAUCGUCUGUCAAGUUGUCUUGUUGCUGUUUUUGCUAUGUUUUUAGCCAACAGUUUGCCUAUUUCUUAAAAUGUUCAGCCAUGUUAUGCUCAUUACUUAAAACCUCAUCCCCAGGUCUUCUCACCUAGCUGUUCAGUUUUCUGGCAAUUAUGCUGCACAGUUGACAUCAUUUUUGACAUAUCACAAAAGUCUUCCAACUGUGGUAGACAGUAGCUGGUUGUCAUGUGAAUGCAAUCAGUAAUACAGGUACUUAUCCACUGGAUAUUUGCACAGAAUAAAUGAAGGGGCAUGUUCAGCCUCAAGAAAAUUUGCAACCAAAGUGAAGCAUUCCAUUUUCCUUCUUACAAAAUUGUCGAUAACUUAUCAUUCCUUAUGAGGAGGAACUGAAGGCUACAAUUUUUCAAAGCUGAACUAUCAGACCAAAGCAACUGAUCAAAGAGAAUCUCCUCUGGUGAUGGACUGCUUUUAAUGGGGACUGGACUGGGUUUUAGGCAUUCCACUGAUAUUCUAGCCGAAAAAUUUGGCAUAAAUUUUGAAAUGCAUUUAUGGGGACAAUUUUUCUGAAAUUUAAGCUAGUAUACACAACCAUUCAAAUAAUAUUGAGUCAGCUCAAGCAGUAUUUCCAUGUUGUCUCAUUUGAAUUCCGUUUUUAUUUUUCCACGGGUUUAGAGUUGAAGCAUUUUCUUUGUGCAUAAGUACAGUGUACAAUUUACGGCAUUCUGAAAAUUAACCAAUCAGUUGGCUAAUCCUGUUCUGAAACAGUCAGAGAAUGGUUUCCUAAAGGAAGGGUGCUUAAAGCAUAUACAUGUAUUUCACCCUUAUACCCUUCAAGCACCAAUAUCCAUUAUAUAAACAAUUUCCAAACAGAAAAAAAACAUCUUAAAGGAAACUUGAAGGGUCGAAUUACACACUUGCACACCCAAGGCCCUAACUUGCCUGCUUUAGAAUUGUGACAAUUGAGUUUUUAUGAGGGUUUGUCUUUUCAAAUAAUGACUGUCGCACUGUACAAAGAGCAAAGUACUUGGCAGUGUAAAAAGAAGAGCAAGCAGCUUGGGACAUUUAAAGUGUUAACUUUGUUUCUUUGUUGAGUCCCACUGUACUGCUUUGCCAGCUCAUAUGUGGCUAUUUAUUAUCAUGUUACAGCAUGUUGCAGAAUGCCAAUAUAAGUCUCUAUACCAGUAAGCCUUUGCAUUAAAGGCUUUAAUACAUGUAUAAUCCUUUUUAAGCCUUCAUAUUAAAGCUUUGAAUGCUUUAUAAACCUUAACAAUAAAAUGCACUAAAUUAUACUCAAACCAAGGAAGGGCUGAGCUCUAACAAAUGGUGACUAGUGCCGUCUGGUGAAUCACUUUUGCUCAGACUUGGUCAAAGAGAAAUCUUAGCUUUUUCAUAGAGCUUCUAUGCUGGAGUUUCACAGAUGGGGCUGCUCAGGGUUUCCUACAAACCUUGUUGGAGCAAAUUCCUUCAAAUAUCAGUCUUAAGGCAGUACCCAAAGUUUGUGAUUUUUGGAACAGUUGAAAUGCAGUAAGAUUGUGAAAUUAUUUUUUUUGGAAAUCCUAGCCUUCUAUGUCCUUUAACACUGUUGCAGAAAGCAUUAAAAUUGUAUUUAUAAUUAUUUGUUUUGAUCUUUUCUUUAUUUUAAAUUGCAGGUGAUUGUGGAAAAAGCUCCUAAAGCGAGGAUCGGUGAUUUGGAUAAGAAGAAAUACCUUGUUCCCUCAGAUCUGACAGGUUAGUGAUUAUUUUAAGGAUGGAACAGUGGCAUUGUAAUGCUACAAUCAAUGAUUCACCAAAUAAUGACCCUGUUCCAGGGCUCGAAAUUAAAAGAUUCCUUUGGUUGCCUUUUGGUAACCAGUUGGAGAAAUCUAGUUGCCAGAUGCAUAUUUUUAGUCGCCAGUUUGUACAACCAAAAGAAUAUUUGAGGUUGGUUGAAAGUGUUUAAAUUCGUUUGAUUAUCCCAGGUCUGUUCGUGUGGGACUCAUUGACAUAAGCAAGUACAUAAAUAAGGAAACAAGAAAAACUAGAUUUGUUUAACAAACUUAGAAACACAAAAUAAUUUUGCCCAGCCCAAAUUUAUAAGUAAAUAAGAAUUUCUAUCCUCUAUCUUUGACUUUAUAGCAAACAGGAGCCAAACACGAUUACUUGGAGAAUUUGCACAUACAAAGGAAUCAACAUGGCCGAUAGCCAUUCAUUACCAGAUCUCCUCUUUUCAAGUGAAACCACUUGCCACAAAAAGGCGUAGUAAAAUUACGCAGCUACACGAUCCAUCAGAUUUGGGGGUAAACCAUCCUCGGAGACCCAGGGGCAGAUAAAGGGGGCGAGGGAAAGUCUAUACGGGCGGAAAAAUAUAUAUGGAACGAAGAAAAGUAAAGAAUGGCGAGAAGAGCCCCUGGGGACAAUGUCUUACCAGACCAGUUCCAAACGGUCGUCGCCGUUCUGGCUUCUGAUUGGUGCCAGAAAAACACAAGUUUUCUGGCACCAAUCAGAAGCCAGAACGGCGGCGACUGUUUGGAACUGGUCUGGUAACACAUUGUCCCCAGGGGCUCUUCUCGCCGUUCUUUACUUUUCUUUGCGCCACAUUUUUCCGCUCGUUUAGACUUUCCCUCGUCCCCACUAUCUGCCCCUGGGUCUCCGAGGAUGGGGGAAAACUGACUUUGUUUAUGCGAUUUGGCACAUUUUUUUGAUGAAAAUAAUGAAGCAAGAUAAAAUGAAAAUGUUAGUUUCAACUACUCCUUUUAUUUAAAUCUAAGUCAUAGAGAAAUCUGGUCUCCAAAUUGGCGACUAAACCAGAAUUUUUAGUCGCCAUGGAGAAAAUGUUAGUCGCAUUGGCAACCAUAUCGGUCGCUAUUUUGAGCCCUGCACUGUUCUGAAAAUAAAUCGUUUAUUUAUUUGAUACUCCAAUAAAAUGUUUUUUUCAGUAGCAAUUACAAAAAAAAAAACUAUAAAUUUACAUAAAAACUGUCCUGGUUGGUAUUAAAAGAGGUAAAGUAAGUCAAAGUAUAAAAGGUUCUGUGAACCUGUAAAAAUUCUCCCAAGUGUGACACUGAGUCUUAAAGAGCCUUAAAGUUAAUCAAACUACUGUAUUCACAUAGCAAGUCGCUGGUUACUAAUGACACCGUUGGGGUUCUAAAAUAACUGAGAGAAAUGAAAUGAAGGUACUGCCUUCGCCCUACAAAAGGGUAGACCUUUACAUGGUUUUGUUGACCAUGUCAAGAGGCAGUCCCGUCUCCAGUAGGAGACAUAAAUAUAGUGUUCUCAGUUCAGAGUUUUGUGCUAAAUACAUUUGCAUUCAAUGUACAUGUCUCAACAUGUCAACAACAACGGACAGUGAUAUUAAGAAUUAUUUAAUUUUCUUCUUUUUUUUUUUUCAGUUGGACAGUUUUACUUCCUCAUCCGAAAGAGAAUUCACUUGAGGGCUGAGGAUGCAUUGUUUUUCUUUGUUAACAAUGUGAUCCCACCCACAAGCGCUACGAUGGGUCAGCUCUACCAGGAACAUCAUGAAGAGGACUUCUUUCUUUACAUAGCGUAUAGUGACGAGAGUGUGUAUGGCACACAGUGA
Messenger RNA from Porites evermanni, 4588 nucleotides. The record is from the annotation of a GenBank genome assembly. Lineage: Eukaryota; Metazoa; Cnidaria; Anthozoa; Scleractinia; Poritidae.